Molecule: messenger RNA, 2400 nt
Organism: Erinaceus europaeus (western European hedgehog)
Lineage: Eukaryota; Metazoa; Chordata; Mammalia; Eulipotyphla; Erinaceidae
Gene: PDE12
Product: phosphodiesterase 12
Exons: 3
Coding region: 132-1964 (610 amino acids)
Biological process (GO): nuclear-transcribed mRNA catabolic process, deadenylation-dependent decay
Cellular component (GO): mitochondrion
Molecular function (GO): 3'-5'-RNA exonuclease activity
Source: RefSeq, a predicted model, not a curated record
GCUCUCUUCGCGCGCCUGCCGGAAGUCGCGAGACUGAAUGAGUGCGGCGCCCGCUUCCGCGACGGCUCUUUCCACGGGACGCUCGGUCGGCACUGGGCUGCGAGGCUCGUGAGCCGCUGGCCGCCAGGUUCAUGUGGAGGCUCCCGGGAGCCCGCGCCGCUCUUCUUGGGAUCCGCACGGCGGUGGAGCAGUGCAGCCGGGCGGAGGCGGCGGCGGCGGGCACGAUGGAGCGCGCUGUCGUGCGCUGUGUGCCCUCGGAGCCGAAACUCAGCCUGUCGUUCGCGCUGGCCGACGGCAGCCACAAGAACAUGCAGCGUGACCAGAGCGAGCCGCUGGGUCGGGCGCUCAGCCGGAUUGCCACCAACGCCCUCAAGGGCCACGCAAAAGCGGCGGCCAAGAAGAGCAAGAAGAACCGGGCCAACGCGAGCGGCGGCGGGCCCUGCGCCGGGGCCGGGCCUGGUCCCGAGCCGGCGGCUGCUUGUGAGCCGGUCGUGAAGCUGUACUACCGGGAGGAGCCGGUGGCCGACGAUGUGCUCAACGUGGACGCCUGGCAGGACGGCGCGGUGCUGCAGAUCGGCGAUGUCAAGUACAAGGUGGAGCGCAACCCGCCCACCUUCACGGAGCUGCAGCUGCCGCGCUACAUCAUGGCGGGCUUCCCGGUGUGCCCCAAACUCAGCCUGGAGUUUGGGGAUCACGCCAGCUCUGUUUUCCGCUGGUACCGGCAAGCCAGGCCCGAGGCGGCGGAAUCCGAGGUUGGGGGACCCUCGUCCCUGUCCCGCCCACCGCCCUCGCCCGGCUGGACCGAGACGGGUGUCAACGAGCGCGUCUACACCCCGUCCAAUGCGGACGUCGGCCUGCGGCUCAAGCUUCACUGCACCCCAGGCGACGGGCAGCGCGUGGGGACGAGCAGGGAGCUGGAGAGCGGUCCCGUGGAGGCCGGGCCGGGCACCUGCACCUUCGACCACCGGCAUCUCUACACCAAGCGAGUGAGCGGCGACGAGCUGAUCCGCGCCGUCUCCUACAACCUCUUGGCCGACACGUACGCCCAGACCGAGUUCUCGAGGACGGUCCUGUAUCCGUACUGUGCGCCCUACGCCCUAGAGCUCGACUACCGCCAGAACCUCAUCCAGAAGGAGCUGACGGGCUACAACGCAGACCUCAUCUGCCUGCAGGAGGUGGACCGCUGCGUGUUCACCGACAGCCUGGUGCCGGCUCUCGAGGCCUUUGGGCUGGAGGGCGUGUUCCGAAUCAAGCAGCACGAAGGCCUCGCCACUUUCUACCGCACGUCCAAGUUCCGCCUACUUAGCCAGCACGACAUUUCUUUCCACGAAGCCCUGGCGUCGGACGCGCUUCACAAAGAGCUGCUGGAGAAACUCGGUUUGAACCCAUUGGCGCAGGAGAAGGUGCUCCAGAGAUCCUCUGUCCUUCAGGUUUCUGUUCUUCAGUCUACGAAAGAUUCUUCUAAAAAGAUAUGUGUUGCUAAUACCCAUCUCUACUGGCAUCCCAAAGGUGGGUACAUUCGUCUCAUCCAAAUGGCAGUAGCCUUGGCUCACAUUAGACAUGUCUCCUGUGAUCUGUAUCCUGGUCUACCAGUUAUAUUUUGUGGUGACUUUAAUAGUACCCCAUCAACAGGAAUGUAUCAGUUUGCUAUCAGUGGCAACAUUUCAGAGGAUCAUGAAGACUGGAUUUCCAAUGGGGAAGAAGAACGAUGCAACAUGUCUCUUAACCAUUUUUUCAAACUGAAAAGUGCUUGUGGCGAACCUGCUUACACAAAUUAUGUUGGUGGCUUUCAUGGAUGUCUGGAUUACAUCUUCAUUGACUUGAAUGCUUUAGAGGUUGAACAAGUGAUUCCAUUACCUAGUCAUGAAGAAGUUACUACCCACCAGGCCUUACCUAGUGUUUCCCAUCCUUCUGAUCACAUAGCACUUGUGUGUGAUUUAAAAUGGAAAUCAAUGUCUGUUUGAGAUUUAUGUCUACUUUAGUAGGAAAGUUAAUACGAAUCAAAAUAUACAUGUAACCUUCAAAAAGGAAAACUAGACACAAUGGUAAAAUGUUCUUACCCACUAGUUAAUGUCCCAGUGUCUUCAUUACGAUUGUUCAUGAUGUUUGGAUAAUAUAGUUUCUCCACCCUUUUUUUCUACACUUGGAAGAAAAACAUAUAUUUAUGCUAGUAGGAAGAAAGUUGAAUUAAAAUUUUUGAAUGUUUUAUAAGUACUUUUUUAAAGCUAGUAAUUAAGAAUUUUCAAAGUGCCAGUUGAAUGAUCCUGUAAUUUUUCUACCAUAACAUGUUUCAGAUUGAAUUGUGUUUAUAUAAUAGAGGAGGUACACAGAAAUUAAGGUGCAAGAGGUCUAAGUUCUCAUACAUGGAGAGAAUAAACAGUAGUGUCUAUCUCUACCUCA